Physeter macrocephalus (sperm whale) is the source of this 1052-nucleotide messenger RNA. Its product is annotated as eukaryotic translation initiation factor 4E-like. Gene Ontology annotation, biological process: translational initiation. Lineage: Eukaryota; Metazoa; Chordata; Mammalia; Artiodactyla; Physeteridae. The transcript is spliced from 3 exons. The record is from RefSeq and is a predicted model, not a curated record. Gene Ontology annotation, cellular component: eukaryotic translation initiation factor 4F complex. Gene Ontology annotation, molecular function: translation initiation factor activity; RNA 7-methylguanosine cap binding.
AUGCCCUCCUUGUCCACCUCCUUGGGGUCACCUACCAGCUGUCCUGGAUGUACGGCUUCCAGGCUUGCAAGCGAGCAGGAUGAGAAGGUUGGGACCCUCAGGCUCUGCCAGGGGCCAGAGGAGGCCAAGCAGGUGCAGAACUUUGCAGUCUGGUGUCCCCAGAACACCAUGAAGAAGCGCUUGGUCCUGAAGGCUGAGUCCAGUCGGGUUGUGCAAUCAGAUCCAUCUAAGGUGGCGACUGUGGAACCGGAAACCACCCCUACUCCUAAUCCCCCACCUACAGAAGAAGAGAAAACAGAAUCUAAUCAGGAGGUUGCUAACCCAGAACACUAUAUUAAACAUCUUUUACAGAACAGAUGGACACUCUGUUUUUUUAAACAUAUGGAUAAUAUGUUUUUAAAAAAUGAUAAAAGCAAAACUUGGCAAGCAAACCUUUGGCUGAUCUCUAAGUUUGAUACUGUUGAAGACUUUUGGGCUCUGUACAACCAUAUCCAGUUGUCUAGUAAUUUAAUGCCUGGUUGUGACUACUCACUUUUUAAGGAUGGUAUUGAGCCUAUGUGGGAAGAUGAGGAAAACAAACGAGGAGGAUGAUGGCUAAUUACAUUGAACAAACAGCAGAGACGAAGUGACCUCGAUUGCUUUUGGCUAGAGACACUGCUAUGCCUUAUUGGAGAGUCUUUUGAUGACUACAGUGAUGAUGUAUGUGGAGCUGUGGUUAAUGUUAGAGCUAAAGAUGAUAAAAUAGCAAUAUGGACUACUGAAUGUGAAAACAGAGAAGCUGUUACACAUAUAGGGAAGGUAUACAAGGAAAGGUUAGGACUUCCUCCAAAGAUAGUGAUUGGUUAUCAGUCCCAUGCAGACACAGCUACUAAGAGAGGCUCCACCACUAAAAAUAGUUUUUUUGUUUAAGAAGACACCUUCUGAGUAUUCUCAUAGGAGACUGCAUCAAGCAAUCGAGAUUUGGGAGCUGAACCAAAGACUUCAAAAGCAGAGUGGACUGCAUUUAAAUUUGAUUUCCAUCUAAAUGUUGCUAAGAUAUAAGAGAAGUCUCA